AUGCCAUGUCGACUCCAGCCAUACAUCUGGAUUUCCGAUGAUGCUCUUGCUACCGCCUAUCGUCGGUUCGCCAACACUUGUCUAGUGACCAACAGCCACACGAAUACCAGACGCCAUGGCAGCAACGUCCCAGGUCCAUUAGAGGCCCGUCGUCGCGCUGCCAGGAGACGUAUGACUGGUCUCGGAAUGGCCAGCCCUUCUCCUGCGUCCAUGCCCGACUUUGGCGCUCUUUUUGGCUCUGGAGCUGUCGAUACCACUUCUUUGUGGCCUCCUCCGAAUACCACAGAAUCGCGGGUCUCCGCUCCACCUCAUCAUGCUUCUCCUGCACCUCCCACCCAAUGGCAAAUACCUUUCAACUCCCGCUCAACUCGUAGACGGCGUAAUGCUUCACCGCCGCCGACACCACCAUCACCACAACGUUCGCUGCCUCGUCGAGCACACUCUCUGGAAGAACUCAUGAUUCUGUUGGAAUCAUGCGACAGCUUGGAUGCCCUCAAGCGAGAGCAUGCCCGUCUGUAUCCCGAUUGCCAUCUUUCCACAACCUUCAGCAAAGCCGCUUUCCUCUGUCUGCUUCGACAAUCAACGCCCGAUCAAGUUCUGGCCUUUCUGCAGAGCGACCUGGACCACGAGGAAUCCCACAACACUCAUGCAUACCUUGCCCACCUCUUCGCCAUUCAGUCUCACCCCGAAGUAGUCAUAGAGUGUGUAGCUCUUGUUUGCGACAAGGUUGCAUUGAGCUCCAUACCUAUGAGUGAGUUGUCAGAUUUUCUUGCCGAACUGAGACACAGAGAUGAUGCCCAAUCGCUCUUCGAGGCCAAUGCCAUGCUUCACAACUCACUUGUGGACGCUUAUGCUCCAGGCAGUCCUCCAAGCAACCUCAUCAAAAAAAUCCUUAAGAACUUAUUUUCCUUGCCUCCCUCGCCAGAUAUUCUCAAACUGGUUGCUGAAAUUCUACCACUCGUUGGCCUUGACGGUUUUCGGCCCAUGGCAACAUAUCUCAAGAAGGCUCUCGUCUCUGAAACCACGCAGCCUACGCCUUCGACUCAAUUGGUACCUAUCUUGAGCAUUAUACCAUCCGAACACUUCGACCGCAUCGUCUUUUUUGCUACCAAGAACUUUGUAUGGGACUUGGAUACCUCAACCCUUGCACAUGUACGUAAAGACUGCACCGAUAGACUUGUCCGCUGGCUUGGAGUUCUCUACGCCUUCCGUGCCUCAAUGGUCGAGUCCUCUUCGUUGUUUAGUAGUCUCCUUUAUCCAUUCCUGGCCUCGAGGUUCACUAUUUCUGAGCUUGGUGCUCACUUUCGGUGCCUCCAUGCUGCAGACGCCGCUACCAUUGUAUUACACUAUUGGAUCAAACCUUCGAUACUCGAGGUUCCGGAUCCUGAUCUGGACCAUGGUGUCGACGAAAAUCCAGCACCUUUACCGCCACCGCAAUCAGCACCUGCACUGCUACUGCAACCACCACCAACCGUGCAAAGUCGACAUGGGUCCAAACUCGAUGAGCCAUUCAGAACUUUUGGUUUGACAUAUACCGUGUCUCGGUCUCCCGAACAGUCGCGUACCCACUGCGCAAGCCCAUCGGAGCGUCAAGCAGUCUUCGAUUUGAUCGCAUCGACACUCGAAGAAUGCUGCAAAGUGGGAGGUCAUGGGGUCAACCAUAGUCGUGGAGGGCCCUGGGUUCAACUAUUCAAGCUGUUGAGCCAGAACAAAAUCGAAUACGCAGGCUGGCUAGAUGAGUUGUUUCAAGCGCUGAAGCCUCACAAGUCACCUGUAUGGAUAUAUUAUUUCUUCGCAAAGCUCGUCAGAAACAGAGUUUAUAUCCCAUAUCCUGUGGCCAUCGAUCUCAUACGUUAUUUUAUCGACAUUGAGAAGACAAACUGGGCCUUGAAGGUAUUUAGGCGACCAGAAGCCCAUCAAUGGCUUUCAGACGUCCCCGAGUUGCUCUUUGCUCUUGUUGAAACCAGACCGAUCAGCUCGGGGCUCGUAUUUGAUGUACUGAACCGACCAGAUUACCAAAACUCACUGCCAAUGAAUUUGCGCUCGGUCGAGAAUAAUUCUUUAUCAGAAGGAACGGUACAAUUAGUGCAUCAUGUUGCAUAUGCCAUGGCCAAGUCAGAGCUGUUGACUUCAAGAGCAGCGUUCAGACGGGUACACGAUUGCUACAAUUACCUGAAAGAUCGGGGAGCUCCUGUCUCAAGCAUCAUGUCUCGAGCUCUUGUUCAUGCUGGCGUGACACGUCCUCUUCGAGAUGGCAACUGGCUUAGCACGAACAAGUUCCAAUGGAUUCUUCGUAUCGUUCGUGAUCUUGAAGGCGAUGAAGUCGCGGAUAGUCUCGACGAAGCGGCUUUCAAACUUAGGACUGAGAAUUUGGAGUUGGCUAGUAUGAAGCCAUUAGAUGUCAUGGAAAGGGAAGCUGAUGCGAUCGCCUGGGAGUAUCGGAAGCAGUUUCGUAACCCAUCUCUUCGACGGAGGAAGACCACACCGCCGUAUAAGCCCGCAGCUCCUAAGAAGACUCGAUUCCAAUCUAAGAAGGAUUGGGAGACGGGUGUUGAUGUAACAACGUUGGGAAUACCCAUGGAAGUUUAG
Molecule: messenger RNA, 2589 nt
Organism: Aureobasidium subglaciale EXF-2481
Lineage: Eukaryota; Fungi; Ascomycota; Dothideomycetes; Dothideales; Saccotheciaceae
Exons: 1
Coding region: 1-2589 (862 amino acids)
Source: RefSeq, a predicted model, not a curated record